AUGAGAUCGAUUCCAGAGAAUCUAGAUUUAAUUAUUCAAGUUGUUCGAAUUUAUGAUUUCACAAAUAACGUUUACAAUACAGAAAAGGAAAACGAAAUAAUAAUUAGAUCAUUUGAUCAUAAUUUAGAUGAAAAAUUCCCUCUAAAGUCAAAUGCUAAUAUUGAACUACAUUCUCAGUAUGGAACAGCAAUUUCGGAGGUUGAAAGUAAUAAUUUAGAUAACAAUAAUAUUGAAAGCAAUUAUUUGAGCUAUAAUAAUAAUAAUGGAGAUAAUAAAAAUAGUCUUUAUUUAAGCUGCUUUGGAGAUAUUAAUACUAUCCCAGUCUCAAAAGUUUUAAAUGAUAAAAAUCACUGGUCUAUUAAACUAUACAUUCAAAGAUUAAUAAAACAAACUGCAAAGGAUCGUAGAAAUUUCAUGCAAAAUAAUUAG
This is a messenger RNA of Ascoidea rubescens DSM 1968, 429 nucleotides long. RefSeq lists its product as uncharacterized. The record is from RefSeq and is a predicted model, not a curated record. The coding region runs from base 1 to 429 and encodes 142 amino acids. The transcript has 3 exons. Lineage: Eukaryota; Fungi; Ascomycota; Saccharomycetes; Ascoideales; Ascoideaceae.